UGCUGUAUCACCUUCAAUUUGACCCAAGGAAUGUAAACACAUAUACGCAUAAGUGAUUUAAGUGUCUGGCCAUCAUCAGCUCUACAAUUAAAAAAAAUAUAUAUAAGCAUAAGUAAUUGUAUGGAAUUGAAUAGUUAAUAAACAUGGAACUCAUUGGGUUUGUGCAUAAAUAUGAAUGGGGAAAAUUAGGAAACGAUUCUGCCGUAGCCCAACUAGCAACUUUAAAUGACCCACAAUUUAAAGUGGAUUUAAAAUCAACUUAUGCUGAACUAUGGAUGGGUUCUCAUCCAAAUGGACCAUCCAGGUACAAAUCGGAUGGUUCUAAAUUGGAAGAAGAGUUACCGUUUUUAUUGAAAGUUUUAAGUAUAAACAAAGCGCUGAGUAUUCAAGUUCAUCCUAAUAAAGAGGAAGCUAGACGUUUGCACACAAGUAAACCUGAAAUUUACAAGGACCCCAACCAUAAACCUGAAAUGGCGAUAGCCCUUACGCCUUUUGUGGGAUUGUGUGGUUUUCGACCUCUUCCGCAAAUAAGAGACAUUCUACUCAGAAUUCAUCCACUCAACAAAUUGACCGUAGAUGAUCCCAAGGACCUCGAUCUUUUAGCUAAAGACGACGAACAAGGUUUACGACAUUGUUAUGAAAAACUUUUGAACCAGAGCGCAAUCGAGAUUGGUCUAUGCAUCGACUCGAUUUCGAAAGAAUAUUCGAAAGUUUUAUGUGAUUAUAAUAUAAUCGAAAUAUACAAUAAACUCAAAGAGGAUUUUCCAAAUGACGUUGGGGUACUUUCUAUUUUCUUUUUGAACGUUAUUCGCCUGCAACCGGGUCAGGCGAUGUUCCUUGGAGCAAACCAAAUACACGCUUACCUAUCGGGAGAUGUUGUGGAGUGCAUGGCUUGUUCCGAUAACGUAAUACGUGCUGGAUUAACGCCUAAAUAUAAGGAUAUCAAUCAACUGCUCAGUUGUUUAGAAUAUACAGGUUCUCCAGCUCAAAAUAAAAUUUUUGCCCCGGAACGCAUUGAUGAUCAGCGACUACUAUUCAAACCGCCUGUUGAAGAUUUUGCUUUGACUCAACUGACCUUAGGACGAAACGAUACAGAAUAUGUUUUAAAGGUUGAACAGUCUCCUGGUAUAUUACUUGUGAUAAGCGGACAACGCACUUUAGAAUCGAUCGGCAACAAUGCUUUAAAACUAAAACGUGGAUCGAUUGUUUACUUGCCUUGGAAAAUUGGAACCGAAAUGCGUUUUAUAUCCAGUGGAGAGGACAAUACUAAAUUUUUGACUUAUAUCAGCACCCCCAAUUCACCUUAACCCUCAACCAUUAACCUCUGGGACACUAUUUGUCUUCGAAAAAAAGAUAGAGGUAUAAUGAAUUUCGAAAAAGAGUUCGUAUAUCAAAAAAUUAGAUUAAAUAACUAUUUUCCAGGCCCAUAUUCCAAAAAUGUAUAUUCUUAUUUUCCGUCAUUGGAAAUAUCAAGUUUGAGUAAAUAAACUUUAGUCAAUACUAAAAUAUCGCUUAUUGUCCGCUUUUGCCUAUUUUUAAUCCCAUUCGUCCUUGGCUUAAAGUGAAUGCGCGUUCCAAGUGCACAAGUGCGCUCGGGUAUAAAAAUAACUAUUGAACUUAACGUUUUGUAUAAAACUUAAAAAAUAAAAAUCAUUACCACUGACGAUAUUCUAAAUAACACUGUGCGACAAUUUUAUGACUAUUCAAACCAGCCCGAUCUUUGCUAAUAUUUUCCGAAAGUAUACAUAUCCAGUAAUAAAAUACGCGAUGGAUUUGCAAAUCGUCGCCUGGAUAAAAGAUUGUUGUAUGUUACUUUCGGCAAGUAUUGGGAAAUCGAUGUUAAAGAUUCAGUCUCAAUUUCUCAAAAGCUGUACAAUCGUUUUUUACCAAAAUUUAACGCUUGAUUGUACAUACUAUUUAAAGUAUAAAACCACAUUCUCUUAAAUUUUCAGUAACUCAUAUAGCUUUUACAACCACUUUUUUAUAAAGCCAUUUUGUCGUAUGUUACAUUUUCACGUUAAACGCUGGUCAGCUGUAUGACACUACAAAUUAGGGAUGCUAAUUUUUCGACUUUUUCCGAUCCCGGUAUUUUCGGGAAGGCGUUGUCACAAUCCCGGAAUCCCGGAU
Messenger RNA from Rhagoletis zephyria (snowberry fruit fly), 2127 nucleotides. It is a transcript of the gene Mpi, whose product is annotated as mannose phosphate isomerase. The record is from RefSeq and is a predicted model, not a curated record. Gene Ontology annotation, molecular function: mannose-6-phosphate isomerase activity; zinc ion binding. Gene Ontology annotation, cellular component: cytosol. Gene Ontology annotation, biological process: GDP-mannose biosynthetic process; carbohydrate metabolic process. Lineage: Eukaryota; Metazoa; Arthropoda; Insecta; Diptera; Tephritidae.